Molecule: messenger RNA, 2492 nt
Organism: Phyllopteryx taeniolatus (common seadragon)
Lineage: Eukaryota; Metazoa; Chordata; Actinopteri; Syngnathiformes; Syngnathidae
Gene: map10
Product: microtubule associated protein 10
Exons: 2
Coding region: 117-2339 (740 amino acids)
Biological process (GO): positive regulation of cytokinesis; cytoplasmic microtubule organization; mitotic spindle midzone assembly
Cellular component (GO): mitotic spindle pole; midbody; cytoplasmic microtubule
Molecular function (GO): microtubule binding
Source: RefSeq, a predicted model, not a curated record
AGUUCUGAACCGGAUAUCCGACUGGGAUCUCAGAACUCCGACGUCACAGCAGACAUGAACGCAACAGCUAACAACUAGCUAGUAGGCUAGCAGGAAUUCGCGAUGUUUUUGUUGUUAUGUGUUGUACCCACGUCGCUAAUAUAAUGUCCAGACAACAGGUUGAGAACCAGAGACAAGAGACUCUAUUUUCAUUUGAGCUUUUAGUGGAGCAUAUUCGAAUUGACAGAGAAAAGAACAUCUCCGAGGAGCUUGCUGUCGGAAUAAGACUGUUGGAUUUCCCGACGCUGCUCAUUUAUCCGCCUGAGCUGAGAGCAGAUUACAGAAUUCAGCACCAACAGCACGACGACAACAACAAGCGAUGGUUAUAUUCUUUUAACAGAGGCAAGUCUUGUUUCUUCGAAAUGGAUCUUGACUCCCUGCAUACGCAACUCACCAACACCCCUCUCUUUGUUCUGAUUCUCGAUGUGAAAGACGACAUACCCAAAUUAUUAGGGACAUCCCUCAUCUCAUUGGCUGCAAUCAUGAACAGAAUCAGACACGAUUCCAUCGAGCACGAUGUUGCUAGUUGCUCAUCAUAUGGAGAGAGGGUGUGUGUGCGUGUAAACAACCUUGCAGAGGAGCCGGUUGGAGUUAUUUCUCUGAGUUAUAAACUGCUAAUCGUAGGAGUCAGUCUACCACCACAUGUGACAAAAAAUGUCCCGGUCUAUAGAGAACAGUGUGCUGAAGAUGGUAUCAUGAAGAAGAGUGUACAUCAAAAAUUCUAUUCUGGCUGUAUGAGAGUUCAUUUGCCCACGCAGGACAAUUCUGAUGAUGGUGGGAAUAAUGUGGAUAAACAAGCUGCGUCCACUCAGACUGAACAUGACACAAUACGCCAAAUUCCUCACACAGUCCAAGAACAUAAGAGAAGUUUUGAUGACGAUCUCUCUGUGUUUUGUCCCCCGUGUCUUUACUAUUGUAAUUCUGGCAAGGAAAAACACCAAAACCAAGGAAACAGGUACAGAUUAGUUAAACCUAACUCAACAGUUGUAACACACAAAGACACGUUCUCUGAAAAUGAAAGUGAAAAGUCCUCAGCAAUGGACAAGGGAGUGGAACAGGUGCUUAGAAAGUCAAGUGUGGCUCCAAAUGUCCUUGAAGAAGCUAUGAGACCGCUGCCUCUCCUAAAUGCUCUUUUUGUUGAAUUGUCACAGUUAAAUGUCCACAACCUGCACCAGCAGCCUGUGUCGAAUCAUCCAGUCUUGCCUUGGAUUAAUAAAAUAUCUUCUACUGAAGCUUCAGAUGGACAAGUAGACGCAACAAAGAAGUCAAAGUCAAGACCGGAGCAGGAAAGCAGGCGGGUCCACAGUCCUCAUUUAAAACAUUUGCAUUACCCCAUAAAUGUUUCUCUAUGCAAUAUGAAGGCUGAACCUGAAGGACCAAUGCAAAACAACCAAAAUAAGGCUCCAAUUGAGAGUAAAGCACACAGGAAAAAGCUAGUGUAUGGAACAACCAAAACAUACAAUCUAAGGUGUCAGAAAAACUGCAGUGUGGCGAAACAUCGGGACUGUAUGGCAUCACACACGCCCAGUGAAACACGGUCAAGUACAAGUAAAGGGAAGAAAACCAAUAAACUCAAGAGUUCGAUUCCCAGAGAAAAUAUGAAGAAGACACAAAACGUGGAAGUGGUCUCUGUAGUGCAGGAUACGACAAAGCUAAAACAUGAAGAUAAAUCCAAGUUGGAAAGUCCUAAGCAAGACAGCGAAUUUCCGUCCGUCUCAGUCCCUCAUGUUGACAAUGACAGUGAUGCCAAAAGCAACAAGCUUCCUGAAAUGAGCCCGAUAUCGACUAAAUCAGAGAGCCAAAGUGUGACACUGGACUCUUGUCAAAGUAGACACAGCAGCCAAAGGUCAUCAGUGUCAGACUCCAACAAGGAAGAAGACUACCCAGACGACUUUAACAGUUUUGGGGCCAGUGACGCAGACACCACCACUAGUCUCGAGCUUGCCCGAGGUCACAGCCCUGUACAGCGCGUUUUGAGAGGCACGCACAUCAUCCGGCCUCGAUCACGAAACUCUGCACUCAGCUUCUCUUCGGAUGAGGACGACAAGGAUGGAUCAGCCUCUGUGCAAAUGGUAUGCUCCAAGAAACAGGAAAAGAAGGAGGGUUCUGAUGCCAUGUCACCAAGGGGCCAAAAGAGUGAGAGCAGCAGCUUUGUUCGGCGAGGUUCUUCAGACUCCCUGUGCUCCGAUCCACUGGGGGCUGAGGAGCUGGAAGACGAGCUUGGAUCCCUGGACUUUAGAAAAGAGUAUCAACAUAUAUCUGAACUUGUGGGCUUCAAGCUCCCUGGUUACACAAUGUAAACACAAUCUCGAUACCACAUACAGACAGGCCUUAUGGGCUUCUAGUAUUGUACAUAGUAUUGGUUACACAUGAUGUGUGAAUUUGGAAUAAAGUAUAAAACAAAGGCUCAAUUAUGAAAAUGUUUUUUUUAAAUUAAAAUACUGUAUUCUACA